AUGGCCUCCUGCCCAGACUCGGAUAAUAGUUGGGUACUUGCUGGCUCAGAGAAUCUGCCUGUGGAGACGCUGGGCCCCGAAUCCAGGAUGGACCCAGAAUCUGAUGUGGGCCCAAAGGCCCCUCCGAGCCUCUCUAAGACAACUGGUGAAAAGUUAGCUGGGACCGUGGAUAGCGGAGAGGCCCUCCCCAAGAGUAAACUCUCUGAGUCUGAACCCACUUCUCCAGAGGAGACUGAGGCUAAGGGUGUCCUAGAAGGUGACGUUUGCAAUGUGGAGUCCCCUGACCUGAGAGACACAAUGACCCGGGAUGAUAUGCAGGAGACCCUCGGGGUGGCAGACGUGGGAUUGGACACACAGGGCCUGGAGGACCAGAGUGUUUCACAGAACCAUCCUUCAUCCCCCAAAGCAGCUUGGGUCACAGAGGAGCUCCGCUGUUCCAGCAGCGAUGAUGACACCGACAUAGAUGUGGAGGGCCUGCGGAGACGCCGGGGCCGGGACCCCAGCCCUCCCCGGCCCUCGGCACCCAUGGGUGUGGAGGACCAGGCGGGGAAUGAGGGCGUGUCUCGGGAGCUGGGCAUCUCUCUCAACAUGUGCCUCCUCGGAGCUUUGGUUCUGCUGGGCUUGGGGAUCCUCCUCUUCUCUGGUGGCCUCUCGGAGUCUGAGCCGGGGCCCAUGGAGGAAGUGGACCUGCAGGUCUUGCCGGAUGCUGGGUCGGAUACUGAGUUGCAGGAUGCUGCAGGGGAUGGGCAGGAGGGGCUAAAGGAACAGCUGCAGGUGCCCCCUGGCAGUGUCCCCAGCCUGCAGAACAUGGCCCUUCUAUUAGACAAGCUGGCCAAGGAGAAUCAGGACAUCCGGCUGCUGCAGGCCCAGCUGCAGGCCCAGAAGGAAGAGCUCCAGAGCCUGAUGCACCAGCCCAAAGUGCUGGAGGAGGAGAAUGCCCGCCUCCGGGGAGCCCUACAUCAGGGUGAGGCCUCCCAGCGGGCCCUGGAGUCUGAGCUGCAGCAGCUUCGGGCCCGGCUCCAGGGCCUGGAGGCUGACUGUGUCCGGGGUCCAGAUGGCGUGUGCCUCAGUUGGAGCAGAGGCCCGCAAGGUGGCAGGGCCUCUGAGGGACAAGGCCCCAGGGGACAGGAGCCAGGCCCUGGCUUCUUGGAGCAGAAGGAGCAGCUAGAGGCUGAGGCCCAGGCACUAAGGCAAGAGCUGGAGAGACAGCGACGGCUUCUGGGGUCUGUGCAGCAGGACCUGGAGCGGAGCUUGCGGGAGGCUGGCCGCGGGGAUCCAGCUCAUUAUGGCCUGGCCAAGCUGGGCCAUAGACUGGCUCAGAAGCUACAGGACUUUCAGAGCUGGGGCCAGGAUCCUGGGGUCCGUGCCAAUGCCUCAGGGCUCCAGGGUCAGGAUCUCCACUUCCACAGUUCCAGAGAGCGAAAUGGGAAAGAAAAGUGGCGCGAUGGACAGGGGGACAGGAAAGCUGAGCAUUGGAAGCAUAAGAAGGAGGAGUCCGGCUGGGAGGGUGAGAGGGACAAGGAGCAUGCAGGGAAGUGGAAGGAGGGUAAAACAAGGAUGGAAGAGUGGGCCAAGAGGGAUGGCAAGCAACAAGGUUCCAAGGAGCCCCCCAGGAAAAGUGGGGGCUCUUACUACCCUGGAGAAAAGCAUAGGCAUUCUUUGUGGAGGGAAGGGGCCAAGGACAAGCAUGAGGUCCUGACACCCUGGGCCGAGCUAUCAAGGCACAAGUACCGGGCUCCCCAGGGAUGCUCAGGUGUGGAUGAGUGUGCAAGGCAGGAAGGCCUGGCUCUCUUUGGCAUAGAGCUAGCCCCAGUUCGGCAGCAGGAACUAGCCUCUCUGCUGACCACAUACCUGGCGCGGCUGCCCUGGGCUGGACAGCUGACCAAGGAGCUGCCUCUCUCACCUGCUUACUUUGGUGAGGAUGGAGUCUUCCGUCAUGACCGGCUCCGGUUCCGGGAUUUUGUGGAUGCACUGGAGGAUAGCCUGGAGGAGGUGGCAGUGAGGCAGACAGGUGAUGAUGAUGAGGUGGAUGACUUUGAGGACUUCAUCUUCAGCCACUUCUUUGGAGACAAGGCACUGAAAAAGAGGUCAGGAAAGAAGGACAAACAUUUCCACAGUCCCAGAGUCUUUGGGCCCAGGGAAGAGCACAGCCACCACCACAGCCACCACCACGGCCACCACCGCAGGGGUUGA
This is a messenger RNA of Elephantulus edwardii (Cape elephant shrew), 2193 nucleotides long. It is a transcript of the gene PBXIP1, whose product is annotated as pre-B-cell leukemia homeobox interacting protein 1. NCBI's taxonomy places the organism in Eukaryota, Metazoa, Chordata, Mammalia, Macroscelidea, Macroscelididae. The record is from RefSeq and is a predicted model, not a curated record. The coding region runs from base 1 to 2193 and encodes 730 amino acids. The transcript is spliced from 10 exons.